CUCUCUCUCCAUACCCACUCUCUCUGUCUCUCUCCUAUAAAACCAACCCCCCCUUCUCUCUCUAGAGUCAAAACCAGGUAUAUUCAUUCAAUCCUCGUUUCCCUUUCUGUUAGAUCUCCCACUUUAAAGCCACCUUCCUCCCAUGCAUAUAUGCCCCAAAGCCUCUCCCUCCCUCUCUCUCUCCUCAGAAUUUCCCCUUCUCAUUUUCUCUGCUCUUGUCUGAAACCCCAUCCAACCUUUGGUCUUUUUCGAUCUAGAUACCCCGCUUCACGGCUUCAUCAUCUCUGGAACUUGGUUCCAGAGCAUCUGGUUUUAAGGUUUUCAAGGCGAAUUAGAGGCGGUUUUUUGAUUUGGGGCGAUUUUAGUGGGAGUUUUGGAUUAGGUUUGGGUUUUAGGAGAUCAAUUCGAAGUGGGUUUCCUGUUGGGAGUUCUUUGAGGGGGUUUUCAACGUCUAGAGUUUUUGACAUGGGAGUUGCAGAUGAGGAAGGGGCAGCGAGGAGGUUUUGGGUGAAGUUUUUGAGAGAGAGUGUGUUCGCUUCUUACAGCCCUUUCAUUGUUUGCUUGGCUGCCGGAAAUCUUGAAUUGGACACCUUUCGCCACUAUGUUGCUCAAGAUGCUCACUUCCUUAAGUGUUUUGCUCGGGCGUAUGAAAUGGCAGAGGACUGUGCAGACGAUGAUGAUGCAAAGGCUUCUAUUUGUGAGCUAAGGAAGGGUGUAUUAGAAGAAUUGAAAAUGCACGAGUCUUAUGCAGAGGAAUGGGGUGUUGACCUUGUGAAGGAGAGCACUCCAAGCUCUGCAACAACCAAAUACAUUGAUUUUUUGAUGGCAACAGCUGCAGGCAAGGUAGAGGGUGGAAAAGGCCCCAGCAGAAUUGCAACUCCUUUUGAGAAGACUAAAAUUGCUGCUUACACAGUUGGGGCCAUGACCCCUUGCAUGAGGCUAUAUGCUUUUUUGGGAAAGGAACUCCAGAGAUUCGUGAACAGUGCAGACCACCAAUACAAAAAGUGGAUUGAUAUAUAUUCUUCUGACAGUUUUGAGGUGGCAGCUUUGCAGAUAGAAGAGUUGCUUGACAAACUCAGCAUAUCUCUGACAGGAGAGGAGCUAGAAGUCAUAGAGAGGCUUUAUCAUCAAGCUAUGAAGCUUGAAAUAGAAUUUUUCUCUGCCCAACCCAUCUCUCAGAAAACACUUGUCCCUUUGUCGAACGUGCACAAACCAUCAGAACAGCGCCUUAUUAUCUUCUCGGAUUUUGAUUUGACAUGCACUGUUGUUGAUUCCUCUGCUAUUUUAGCAGAAAUUGCUAUACGCACUGCUCCCAAAGUGGAACAGAAUGGGUCUGAGCAGCCUAUUGCUCGGCAGUCAUCAGCUGAUUUAAGGAACUCAUGGGGUGCCCUUUCUCAACAAUAUACAGAAGAGUAUGAACAAUGUGUUGAAGACAUUGUACCCAGUGAUGAAGCGGAAGUAUUUGAUUAUCAAGGUCUAUGCAAAGCCCUUGAGCAUCUCUCUGAAUUCGAGAAACGUGCAAAUUCUAGAGUCAACGAGUCAGGAGUGCUGAAGGGCUUGAACUUAGAGGACAUAAAGCGAGCAGGAGAACGGCUUAUACUUCAGGAUGGUUGCACAAGCUUUUUCCAACAGAUUGUGAAAAGAAAGGAUGAGUUGAAUGCAGAUGUUCAUGUACUGUCAUAUUGUUGGUGUGGAGAUCUCAUUAGGUCUGCUUUUUCCUCAGGUCUCUUGGACGUAUUGAGCAUACACUCGAAUGAGUUCAUAUAUGAAGGGUCAGUUUCCACGGGGGGGAUAGUAAGGGAAGUGGAAUCCCCUAUGGACAAGUCUCGAGUCUUCAAAGAUGUGUUGGAAAGCAUUGGCGAACCCGACAAGAGGGUGUCUGUUUACAUUGGAGACUCAGUUGGGGACUUGCUAUGUCUUCUAGAGGCUGAUGUGGGUAUCGUCAUAGGCUCAAGCUCGAGUCUCAGAAGGGUGGGGAGCAAGUUUGGUGUGAGUUUUGUGCCUUUGUUAUCCGGUGUGGUCAAGAAACAGAGGGAUUUCCUGGAGGAUAGCUGCUCUUCUUCUAAUUGGAAAGGACUAAGUGGCACCCUCUAUACAGUCUCCAGUUGGGCUGAGAUACAUGCCUUCAUACUGGGGUCUUGAUAUCUUUUCAAUGAUGAUCUUUUUGUAUGUUCUUUUUGGAUUGUUAUUGAUUUGGACAAUGUCUGCAAUUAUGUCCUACAUAUAUGUAGACGGUGGCCGAUUUUACGAGAGCCACUUGUCUUCUUAGCUGGUUGUGCCUCAUUGUUAUCGUCCAAUUGUAGAUGCUGGCUUUAAGGAGGUCGAUUCUGGGAGGGGGAACCUCGGGAUGUUGUUACUCUAUGGGAUAUAGAAGAAUUGGUUCAAUUGGAGUCAAUUUGUUUGUCUAGGUAGAGAAGAUUGAAGGUAUAAAUGAAAUAUUGAAGGAAUGAAUUUUUAGCAGAAUGAAUAUAUGCAUAAUUUGUGCAGAGCAAA
Messenger RNA from Amborella trichopoda, 2493 nucleotides. Its product is annotated as heme oxygenase-like, multi-helical. The record is from RefSeq and is a predicted model, not a curated record. NCBI's taxonomy places the organism in Eukaryota, Viridiplantae, Streptophyta, Magnoliopsida, Amborellales, Amborellaceae. Gene Ontology annotation, cellular component: cytosol.